GAGUAUUACGGGAAAAACGUAAAACUUGCAAAUUAAGAGUGAACAUCAAGAAACCUUUCUCUUUAUAUAUGUUGUUUUGUAAAUAUACUCUUUAAUAUGCAGAAGGACUGUGAUGAUGUAACAUUUUUGAUUGUUGGUGGUGGGAUAGCAGGUGUUAGUUGUGCCGAAACUUUGGCAAUUUGCUGCCCCGAAGAAAGUAUACUACUUUUGACAGAGUCGCAUAUUAUUAAGACGAUAUCUAACCUAGAACCUGUUGCUCGAUACUUACAAAAAUUUGAGGUACAUCAACGUUCAUUGAGUGCUACGGAUGAAAAUGGAGGCCGUUAUUUACCACCAGUAAUUCGUACACAGAUAGAUAAGUUGCAGUAUCUGAACGGUAAUGAACGCUUUAUAAUAACUAAAAAAGAUCGCAAAAUUCGUUACCGUUAUUUAUGCUUAUGCACUGGAGGUCAACCGCGUCUUAUAUCUGAAAACAAUUCCUUGGUUUUAGGAAUACGUGACUCUGAUUCAGUAUUAAAAUUUCAAAACAAUCUUAAAACUGCUACCAACAUAUUAUUGGUAGGCAAUGGGGGUAUUGCUAGCGAGUUGGCGCAUGAGCUUAAAGGCGUUAAUGUUCACUGGGUGAUAAAAGACAAUCACAUAGCUUCAACAUUUGUGGAUGCAGGGGCAGCUUAUUUUUUUCAACAAACGUUUGAGAAAGGACAACAACAAAAUGACGCGAAACCCGAAAGUGUUGUAAAACGUUUGCGUUAUGAUGAACUAAAAGUUAAGGACAAAUUAACCCCAAACGAUUCUAGAACCCAUUUGAAAGGUGGCGCAGCUUUGGGUCCCGAUUGGCAUCAGCAUUUUCGCUUACAGGGAUCAUUAAAGGAGCUUGAAAAUUAUAACAAACCCAUUAUACAUUACAACUGCCAGGUUUCAAGUAUGGUGCCUUGUGAGGAAAAUGAUACUCGUUACAUGCUUGUUACUCUGUCUACUGGUAAACAAAUUAAAUGCGACUUCUUAGUAUCGGCAACGGGAGUAAAUCCCCGUUUGGAUUUCACCUCUGAGCCAGCCUUAGACAUAGAGGAUAACGAUGGGGGCAUUAAGGUUGAUGAAAUGAUGCAGACAUCUACCCCAUUCAUAUACGCAGCCGGUGACGUCUGCGCCGCUUCUUGGCCGUCGACCGAUCACUGGUUUCAAAUGCGUCUAUGGACUCAAGCGCGUCAAAUGGGAUCUAUGGCUGGACGUAGUAUGGCUGCUGCGUUUAAUAGUGAAAAAAUAUAUCAAGACUUUUGCUUUGAAUUGUUCGGUCAUGUUACGCAAUUAUUUGGAUAUCCUGUGGUGUUAUUGGGACGAUAUAAUGGCCAAGACUUAGGGUCAAAUUACGAAUUAUUGCUACGAACAACCCCCGGAAGUGAAUACAUUAAAUUUGUAUUACAGAAUGGCCGUUUACGUGGUGCUAUACUAAUUGGCAACACGGAGUUAGCGGAAACUUGCGAAAAUCUUAUAUUAAAUGGCAUAGAUUUAACACCUUUUGGAGACGAUAUACUUAAUCCCGACAUCGACAUUGAAGACUACUUCGACUAAUGGCAAAAAAAUCCUUGUGGUAUAUUAAAGUGUAAUUGUUUAAUAAUAUAAUAACCUUAAUAGCUAAUUUCCACU
Molecule: messenger RNA, 1644 nt
Organism: Glossina fuscipes
Lineage: Eukaryota; Metazoa; Arthropoda; Insecta; Diptera; Glossinidae
Gene: Pyroxd1
Product: pyridine nucleotide-disulfide oxidoreductase domain-containing protein 1
Exons: 1
Coding region: 97-1569 (490 amino acids)
Molecular function (GO): oxidoreductase activity; flavin adenine dinucleotide binding
Source: RefSeq, a predicted model, not a curated record